AUUUUAAUAUUUAAUCAAUUAUUUCAUCGAGUACCUUUUGACAUAUACGUUCUCAUAAGGUCAUGAUAAAGCUUUAAAUGAAUUGAUUUGAAAAGGAUGCACAUGAUAAUGAUAUUGAGAUCGAUAAAUAAAAGAUCUUUAAAGAUUGCGGUUCAGUCAUUUCACAUACGAUUUUCAGAUCAAACGGAAAUAGUAAUGCCUUGUAAGGUAACUGAGCAAAAAGUGUUGAUGAAAAUAUUUUUGUUUUAAAAUUCCAAUUUGUGUGACUAGUGUUAUCUAUCACCGUAGAUAUUUAAGAACAAAAUGAAUUUUGGAGUAGAGCAUUUAUAUCACGAUGCAGACAUUUCGAGCAAUUUUACAUCAUUGGAUGCGAAAGAAAAAAUGAGAACUAGACAAGCACAUGCUAGAGAGGAAAAACAACUGAAACGGUUUAAUACAACAUUGGAACGUGCACAUACUGUGUUGAUAAAGAGACAAGAUUGGGAGAAAAAUAAUAUUCAGCAGGAAUUACACAUUAUAAAACUUAAAUCAGCGUCCCUAGAUAAAGGAUUAAAAAAAGAGGAAGAGGCAGAACUUAUAAAAAGGGCGCGGAAACUUCCCGCUAUAACGAAAUCAAGUAAUUCUUUAGUUAAAUCCAAUUAUAGUGACAGUUCUUCAAAUGGAAGUACAUCUCACAGAAGCAAUUCAUUUCGACGACACGGAACUAUAACUUCGGUAGAUUUGAGAUAUUCAGCGGAAGUAAAUUUUACGCCAUCAGUGGAAAUAAAUCCUCCGAUAGAUAUAGUUACUGUUUAUAUGAAGAAAGCAGAUGUAGUGACAAGAAACUUACAUCGACUUUACAAACGUAAACAAGAAAGAAAUUCUUAUAUAAAAGAAGCUGUAAAAAUCAUAAGACAAAAUAAUAGCGUCUUGUUAGACGAGGCAAAGUUAUAUACUCGGAAUAAAGAAUUACUCAAAGAUUUUGAAUUGUACAAACAAAAACAACGAACGUCAUCCGAAAAGACGACCGAACGAGAAAUACGGGAUAUCAAUGCAACAAGUGCUUCCGUUACAUUUGAGGCCAAUAGAAAAGAUGAUAGCUCUAUAGUGAAAGCGGGCACCAUUGGUAAUGAAAAGGACAACAUUAUAAAUAAAGAGGGUAACAUUCAAAAUGCAGAGGGAAACCUUGGUAGCGAUCAGGUAAUCAUUGAGGAUAGUAACACUUUUAGUAAAGUAGUCCUUAAUGAUAUUGUAGAUGAUAUAACGGUGCUACCUGACAUAGAGCCAGCUUCAUCUGUGGUUGCAAAUCCAUCAGAGAGUGGCAGUGACUUCGAUGACAAAAAUGCAAAAUGGACCGAUAUUUUUAAAAUUCCAGAGAUGUGGAAAGUAUUUGACGGUAGGAAAAAGGUAAAACAAAUUACAAAACCACCUCCUGCAUUAGUGACUCUCAGAGGAAAGCUUAGGAAAACAAUGUUGAGAUAAUAAAAAGUGUUUAAAUUAUUUUGUUUGAUUAUAAUAAGAUAUGUCAUUGAAACGUAAUACAAUGUCAAUUUGUAAUGAUUUUUUUUAUUUAAGCUGUUUGAAAAAAAGUUCGUUUUAUGAAAAUGACAGGAUAAUCUUUAAUUUACUCAAUCUGUCGAUAGUAAGGUACUUAAAGUCUACAAAAAGACAUUAAACUGAUAAACCAUGAUUUGACGAGUUAUUCAUAAAACAAAAAACCAAUAUCGAUACUAGAAGUCCAGUUAAACAUUUAAAAAUAAUUCCAUUCUUCUUAUGGUAUCAAGACGUAAACAACAACAGUCGCAUUUAAUAAAAUAUCUAAAUGAACAAGCAUUUGAAUACGGGGUAAAUAAAGGCAACAGUAACUUGGCGGUAUACCGGUGUUAUAAAUCACACGUCAUAAAUCGAUUGAGAAAAAACAAAUCCAGGUUACAAUCAAAAAAGCAGAGGGAUACUUUAACUAAAACAGGAUUUUUUUUCUUUCCAAACAAACUAGAUAUACAUAUUGAUAAAUUAGAAUUUCAUAUAUACUUAUUUAUGUACGGUUGAAAAUGAA
Messenger RNA from Mytilus trossulus (common blue mussel), 2035 nucleotides. RefSeq lists its product as uncharacterized. Bases 304 to 1461 code for a protein of 385 amino acids. The record is from RefSeq and is a predicted model, not a curated record. The transcript has 2 exons. NCBI's taxonomy places the organism in Eukaryota, Metazoa, Mollusca, Bivalvia, Mytilida, Mytilidae.